This is a messenger RNA of Megachile rotundata (alfalfa leafcutting bee), 3960 nucleotides long. RefSeq lists its product as uncharacterized. NCBI's taxonomy places the organism in Eukaryota, Metazoa, Arthropoda, Insecta, Hymenoptera, Megachilidae. The record is from RefSeq and is a predicted model, not a curated record.
GUAUAUAUGUGUAUAUACGUACAUGCAUAUAUAUAUAAGUAUAUAUUGUUAUUCACAACACACAUAUAUAUAUAACACACACAUACACAUACGUACGAUUAUAUAUGAAUGUUGACAAAGAAUAUCUACGAGUAGAUUAAAAAAUGUGUAUAGAAUAUUUUAUAUUAAUGUCAUGUAUGACGGCCUUUGUUAAGUUUUAAACAAAUUUUUACGAUUAAUGUCAAAAUAUAUACAUACACAUACUAUAAACGCCUUUAUGGAAAAUAAAUUAUGUUCAUUUGCAGAUAAAAUUUGAAUAGAGACGUUUUUUUAUAAGAAAAUUAAGCUAGGAAUUAAAUGAACUAUUCAUGUGUUAGAAAAUAUUUAUGCAAUGAUUUAUUUUUGAAUUUGUGCAUUAACAUACCUCAAGUUUGAAAGGUAUCAAACUUAUUUAGAUUUGUAACAAAGAGAAAUACAGAUUUCAAAAGUAAUAGAUUGAUAAUGGCAUAUUUGAUAAAUUCAAAUAUUUAAUUUUCACUUUUUUUAGCGUCAUUUUAUUGUUUUUACACAUUUUCAAUUGUAUACUACAGUUGAUAUGAUAAUAUGCAAUAUAUCAUUGUUAACGUUUUUAACAAUUUGAUAACAAUAUCAUGACCACCUAUAUGAUAGAAUUAGGUAUAAUUAGAUCUAGGAAUUAUUUCCCAAUAACUUCCACUACUGAAUAUUAAGAGGAAUACAUGUGAUCUACUGUUUAGCUAUUUAUAAAUAAAAUAAAAACAAUUCACGUUUUUGCAAUAAUUAAACUUCGGAACGAAUAAUCUUUUGAGUUUCACCUUCGGUCAAGUUUUUUUUUUAUAUCUUACCUAGUAUGUUCUAUACAUGCUCUACAUUUUAUUUGCAAAUAAAAGCAUACUUUCAAUUUUCAUUUGUUUCGAUUUAUGCUUAAGUUUCAUAUAAAGCAAAUUAAAUGUUAAAGUAUAGGUUAUAAGAACGAAGUACUAAUAAUACAAUGUUUGUUACGUGUCACAUUUGCGCUGAUUUUAAAGAUGGCCUAAUCAUAUGUGCAAACGUAUAAACAAGAAAUUAGGUUAGAAACAACUGAAUGGAUUUCUCUAUGCAUAUGAGAAAUUUUUCUUGUUUGCGCAUCUCAAUUGAAUUACAAGACCUCUAUUGUUCAUUUCUCACUUCGUGACUCAUAUACACAGUGAACGAAAAAUAUAUGAAUAGGGAGAAGAAAUAAUUAUAUAUGAGGUGUACUGAAAUAAAAAAUCACUAGAUAGGUGCUGCUUGAUACUAUGAUAUUGUAAAGGCGCAUGCGCGUUACCCUUGGUUACGAAACGUGCUUCACCAAUCAAAUCUUAUGUGCGUACAAUAAACGAAAACUCGUUGUCUCGAAUACACUUCUCUCGUGGACGCAAGUAUUCACAAGGAUUGGUAGUUUGAUAUUUUUAACUUUUCUAUUUAGAAUAAAAAGUCUGUCCAUAUCUUGAAGAGAGUGAACAUAGAAUCUAUUAAUUAGAAAUAUCAUAACAUUUUCAACGUUCGUAUCAUAUUGAUGGCUAAGUUACGAAAUACUGUGGCGAUAACAAGGUUAUGUUAAGGAGUCAGUAAACAAGUAACAAUUCGUAGAAACACACGUUCGUUGAACAUGGUAAUUCUUGCAAACUCGCAGGAUGAAAAUAGUGGAGAAAAUAUUCGAAUAACUUUAAAUGUGCUUAAAAAGCACAUAAAUCAGUAUAAUCUUAGAGAUAAGUACAUAAAUUCUAAAUCAGAUUUGACGAGAAGUCGCCGGAUCGAGGAACUGAUAAUGGAAGAGAAGCAUCUCUCCCAACAAUUCCAUCAAAUCAGGAAAGAAAUAAAGCGUUAUGAAAGAAAAUAUGAGAAAAUAUUGAAGAGAAAGGUAAAAUUGAUGGCUGUUAAGAUUAAAGAUGACUUAUAUAGACUGAAUACUCUCAAGCAAAAAUACAAGGAGUUGAAUGCACAAAUCAGCAAAACUGCAGAAGAAAGUAAACCAGAAAGAAAGGAAAGCUCAAAGAGAACAUGUCAAGUACGACAGCGAAUGAAGAGGAAAUUACGUAAGUUUGGACAAAAGAAUGUGCCGUUCAAUAAAAAAAUCAAAAUCAAGAUUAAGAAAAAUGAGAAGCUAGGUAGACGUGAAAUGCUUUUCAUCAAUGAAAAUGGGCAGCAACAGUUAGAUAAAUAUCUAAAAAUUAGAAAACCGACUGUAUUAAAUACACGAGAAUGUAAAAUCAUGUUAGAAAGAUUAACCACCGAACAAAUGAAUCGAAUUAUGCAGCAACGAUGGGAGCAACAAAAAAGCAAGGAAGCAGCAGCAAAUUUCUUGCAGAAAAGUAACGUAACGAAUAAUGAAAUAAAUAAUGAAAAGACUAACGAAAAGAGUAAUGAAAUAGCAGCAGACAAACCAAAUUGGCAUAUAAAGAUUCCAAAAUCAGUGUUUGAAGAAAUUCAAAAAGAAGAUGGUAGUUCUGGGUUAAAUGUUACUUCCCCAAUUAGAAAUAUUACCACCAGACAAGUACAGAAUAAUGCAAACUAACUUAUAAUGGUAUCCGUGUUAUGCAUCCAUUAGGAAAUAAACAAACAUCUUAAGCAGUAUAUAAUUAUUGAUACUUGUUUUUUUUUUCUUAUUUAUCUCUAUUUAUUUUUAUCAAAGAAGAAAGUUUUAUUGGUUGAAUCCUUUAACUUAAAAUCGGAUUUUUAAAUCGUAUCUUUCUCUUUAUACUUAUGUUUAUGUUUAAAAAUAACUACAGAUUAAAAUUUGUUCUAAAUAAUGAUAUAUUUAUGUGAAAUAACUUAUCAUUCAUGAUAUUUCAUAAGGCACAUAAUAUGUUUAGUUUACUCUUCAAACAUAGUAUUAUUAAUAUUAUGGAAAGGAGAAAACGUAUUAAGAUUAACAAAAACUGAAAAUACCUACAAUGACACAUAGAUUUAAUACACACAUAAGACUGUCUAGUAAAAUGUGUCAUUUAAUAUUGAUAAAUCAUUAUGAGCUUCUUUAACUAUAUAACUUUAAGCUUAGAAAUAUUAUAUUCUCUAAACAGUAUUUUAAAUAAUUAUGUUAUCAAUUCUUAUGUUAUUGGACUAUUUUUAUGCAUCACUUGUUAAAAAACACUUGUUCAUUUAAUGUCUGAAAUGAAGGCUCGACAACUUUAAUUUGACAUUAUAAAGGUAGACAAGCAAAACGGAAUUUAUAUCUACCAAGAAUUAUAAUUGAACAAAUGGAUUGUAUACGUACAAAUGCUUCAAGAAUACGAAGAUGAAUAUUUAUAUUAUUGGAAGGGGUAGCAAUGUUUACAUAUAUUUGUCAACAUAAUGAUACAUUUGCAUAAGUGUUCUUACACCUACAUGAUAAUACAGUACAGAGGAUUUUCGAGUGACAACUGAAUAGUGUUAUUUCUGGAUCUAAGAUAUAUUUAAAUAAUUGCCGUACACUGGUACUAAGGAUCAUUUCUACAUUAAACUAACAUGUUAAUAGUAUUAAAAUGAUACGUGCUAAUAAAUUAUUAAACGAAACUGUACACUGUCGUUUCGCCAUGCAAGAACUGGCAAAAAAGGAAGAAUUAAAUCAAAUCUCAUACUCCACAUGUGUUGUAAUUGAAAAAUACUUGAUAAUUGGCAGUAUUAUUGUUUCAAAAGUAUUGUUGCAAAACGUUUAAGGUGUUACAUAUGCAGAUGUAGAUCUGAGAUAAAUAAAACCAGAAUAUCUAAUACAAGAAGAGAUUGUUAGUUAACUCUGUAAACUAUUAAUAUAUAUAUAAAAAACAAGAUAUAUUCACAUUACGCAGCAAGGUAUGUUUUACUAACGCUGUCAUGAGCGAUAAAAAGGGCAGCAUAUUAUUGAUAAAUCUCAUAAUUCACUUUUCCUUUUCUGCUUAAUAUUCUUUGCAAACACGAUGAAACGUAUCAUUAAAUUUAAUUUGCAUGGUUUGCGCCAAUGUAAUAAAUGUAAAAAUUUUGAUCAUA